Ambispora leptoticha is the source of this 732-nucleotide messenger RNA. NCBI's taxonomy places the organism in Eukaryota, Fungi, Glomeromycota, Glomeromycetes, Archaeosporales, Ambisporaceae. The record is from the annotation of a GenBank genome assembly.
AUGGAUACCAACUUGAAUACAAUUUUGUCAGACGAAAUCAGCACCCUCUUCCACGAUUUGCUUGAUUCCGGUGCAUCAUCUCGGAAAAUAAAACAAUUUACAAAAUAUAUUCAGUCUGCUAUUCCUGACAUUGUAAAUUUUAAAAUCUUUUUAAAAAACAAUAAACCAACUGCCGAAUUUAUCACGCUCUUGGGCUUCUGUUACGAAAAUGGGAUUAAAGUCCAGAUGAACAAAGAAUAUGCUUUUGAAUGCUAUGAGAUUGCAGCGAAAAGAAACGACCAUUAUGCACAGUGUUUACUCGGAGAAUGUUAUAAAUACGGAAAAGGAACCCGGCGAAAUCAUUCUUUGGCAUUUUACUGGUUCCUCCAAUCAGCCAACAAUAACAAUAUCGACGCGCAAAAUAAGUUAGCAGACUGUUAUAUGAAUGCCAAAGCUUUCCAAUUUUUUUUUGAGUCUGCUAUUCAAGGUCACUCUGGAGCUCAGAAUAGCCUUGGGUUUUGCUACUUUGAAGGACGUGGGACGAUAAAAGAUGAAAAUAAGGCUUUUAUAUGGUUCCGUGAAUCGGCCAAUUCUGGAUUUUGUGAUGCUUAUUCUGGAUUUGGUUACUGUUUUGAGAAAGGGAUUGGAACUUCAACUUCUAUUCAUCACGCUUUGAGAACUUAUUACCUUGGAGUCAAGAAGGGUGUUUAUGCUUGUAAAAUGGAUAUGUUUGAAGUAUUUCGUAUCGUUUGA